AUGCCAAGCAUCGUCGUGAUCAACGGGGCAGACGCUAUCACUCCGAGAACGCAAGAAGGAGCCGGAGCCUAUACGGAUCUCGCGGGCUCCGAUGUUUCCGCCCCGCAUCCGAUAGUAGCUGGUGUCUGGGACCUGGUCGAUCUAGACGAGCCGACUCCGAUCUUUGAAGCGGAAUGGGAUGAGAUGAAAUACAUGAUAGCCGGGGAAUUAACGCUGAGGAACGGAGAAACAGGAGAGAUCAGCGAGCUCAGGGCAGGCAGCAUGCUGUGGAUUCCCACCGGCUCGAAGAUGUCGAUUAUCAAGUCGAAGGGGGUGCGAGUUGUGUAUGUGGAACAGCAGUAUAGGAAGGGGAUGUUUACCUCUUCCACUUGAUGAGUG
Molecule: messenger RNA, 378 nt
Organism: Aspergillus costaricaensis CBS 115574
Lineage: Eukaryota; Fungi; Ascomycota; Eurotiomycetes; Eurotiales; Aspergillaceae
Exons: 3
Coding region: 1-372 (123 amino acids)
Source: RefSeq, a predicted model, not a curated record